This is a messenger RNA of Dothidotthia symphoricarpi CBS 119687, 1611 nucleotides long. RefSeq names its product hexokinase-2. The transcript has 2 exons. NCBI's taxonomy places the organism in Eukaryota, Fungi, Ascomycota, Dothideomycetes, Pleosporales, Dothidotthiaceae. Gene Ontology annotation, cellular component: mitochondrion; cytosol. Gene Ontology annotation, molecular function: D-glucose binding; mannokinase activity; ATP binding. The coding region runs from base 1 to 1611 and encodes 536 amino acids. Gene Ontology annotation, biological process: intracellular glucose homeostasis; glycolytic process; glucose 6-phosphate metabolic process. The record is from RefSeq and is a predicted model, not a curated record.
AUGGCUGGACCGAGAACACCCGAGCAACGCGAUGCUACUAACGACGCUCUCCAAGCCUUGACUGGUUUCAUCAAUACGAGCUCGUUGCUCGAUUUGGCCAACCGAUUCGCCGAGACUUAUACCGAUUUGGCCAAAACGUCGACUGAUCACUUUCUCGUCACGCCAGUCACUGCAUUGCCGACUGGCAAGGAAAAGGGCAAGUUUCUCAGCAUCGAUGUCGGCGGCACAAAUUUAAGAGUGGGAUUUGUUGAACUGGUGGGAGAGUUGGAUGAGCCUGCAACGAGUGUGCAUGAGAGUGAUAUGAAUGGAAGAGAUGUAUUCGCGAAGAUCAAGAGAAGUCAUGAGAAAAAUUGGCCAAUUGGGGACCACUUGAAAAUGGAUCAUGCCGAGGAUCUGUUUGCGUGGAUUGGAGAUUGUAUUGCUGAGGUGGUUGAAGAUGCACUCGAGGACGCGCCAGUGACUGAGGGCAUGGAGUCUGCAUUAGGGGAAGAAUUGCUGUUAGGGAUAACUUUCAGCUUCCCUAUGGCACAGACGCGCCUCUCAGAAGCCACACUACUGCCCAUGGGCAAAGGCUUCGCAAUCACCUCCGACCUCAAUCUGGGAAAGAUGCUCCUCGCUGCAUACGCACGCCACUGUGUAGAUCCGACAACGAACGGCGAAUCGAAAAAGAGCAAGCGCUCCCGUCUGCCACGCAUACGGGUUGCAGCUAUCACCAAUGACACGGUAGCAACAUUUGCGUCACUGGCGUACGCGGUGAAGGCCGCUCCCAACAGUCGGGUAGCGAUGGGUCUUAUAGUCGGAACGGGAACUAACGCAACUGUUCCAAUGAAGUUGAAUGAUCUGCAUCCUGCCAAGAGAAAAUACCUCUCGAACCCAGAUGCUGUAGACACAGUCGUCAUCAACACAGAGUGGACGAUACGCGGUACAGACAAACCCUUGAUUGACCUGAAUAUCAAGACCUCGUGGGAUUUGACACUCGACGCGAAUAGCGAGGCACCCGGAUUUCAACCUUUCGAAUACCUGACUGCCGGACGUUACUUGGGUGAGAUCGUCCGACUGGUCUUCGUGGAUAUCGCCUCUCGGCAACCGGGAGGGGACGUGCCACCAUUACUCCUGAGCAAGAAUGCUAUUCUGACGAGAUUUUUGUCGGAGGUUGUAGCGCGAGCAGAUGAUGUCACAUUAACGAAAGCACUGGAGACCCAGUAUCCUGCCAUAAACCCAUCGACACCGUUCUGGACAUCAACGAGAGUCAAAUCAAUCCGAGACAUUGCGCAUGCAGUCCAGCAACGGUCUUCCGCACUGAUAGCAGCCGCUUGUGUUGGUCUCCUGAAGUGCGUGCGAGACAUUGAAAUCGACCACACCCCGAAACCCGGGACAAACGGCAAGAACACGUCAGCAGGCGCAGAACAUGACAAAGAAGAGCUGGUAAUCGCGUACGCAGGCGGAACGAUAUCGCAAUAUCCUCAAUGGUUGGAGACAUGUCAGACAUGGAUCGAUAUUCUGGUCAAGGAAGGAUCGAAAGCGAAUGCAUCUAAGAGAGUCGUCUUGAAGGAGGCGCUGAAUGGCGGGAUUAUAGGUGCAGGUGUUCUGGCAGGGAUGGGCAUCGACUGA